AUGUCCUCGCCCAGCUCGGCGUUGAUCUUCUUGCAUGGCAGCGGGGACACUGGCGAGGGUGUUCAGGCUUGGUUGCAUGCUGUGAGCGACGGAGCUUUCGAGGCAAGUCUUGCGCGAGAUGGCAUCAUCUUGCAGUUUCCAACGGCCCCCAGGAUACCUUACAGCCUUAUAGGCGGAGCACCGCAGACGGUGUGGUUUGAUCGCGUGGCUAUGGCGUAUGAAGCGCCAGAGGAUGUGCCGGGCCUGAAGAGGUCAGUGGAGCUUGUAGACAAAGAAAUCGACAAGCUCGUGCACUCGGGCAUUCCGAUCUCGAAGAUAGGCGUCGGGGGCAUGUCCAUGGGCGGCUGCCUGGCAUUGCAUGUGGCUUAUGGCAUGGGGCGAUAUGCUGGCAGGCUUGGUAUGGCCGCUAGCUUGAGCACCUUCUUACCCAAAGAGAGCUGUCUGGAUGCGGAUGCGACUCGUCGCUUCACCGCUUCCUCGUCCCCGCCGCUUUUCAUGGCACACGGCCAAAACGAUGGCAUGAUCCGCCUGGAGUGGGCGCGUGCCACACACGGUCGUCUUCUUGCUGCAGGCAUUGCGGGCAAGGAGCUACUCGAGUUUCCGGGCGUCCAGCAUGAGUUGUGUCCUGAAGAGGUCGCGCUGCUGCGAAGCUUCGCGCUGCAGCACUUAGGGAAGGGGGCAUGA
Symbiodinium natans is the source of this 684-nucleotide messenger RNA. NCBI's taxonomy places the organism in Eukaryota, Dinophyceae, Suessiales, Symbiodiniaceae. The record is from the annotation of a GenBank genome assembly.